Messenger RNA from Pogona vitticeps (central bearded dragon), 1516 nucleotides. RefSeq names its product solute carrier family 25 member 17 (gene SLC25A17). Gene Ontology annotation, cellular component: peroxisomal membrane. Gene Ontology annotation, molecular function: coenzyme A transmembrane transporter activity; FMN transmembrane transporter activity; FAD transmembrane transporter activity. Gene Ontology annotation, biological process: transmembrane transport. Lineage: Eukaryota; Metazoa; Chordata; Lepidosauria; Squamata; Agamidae. The record is from RefSeq and is a predicted model, not a curated record.
GAGGGAGGGGCAGCGUUUCAGGCGGGUCCGUUUCUUCCCUGCCUACCUGCUGGGUUCUUCCCGCCUCCUUUCUUUCCAUGCAGCCGAGGAAGUUUGAGGCGGCGGACGGGAUCGCGAUGGCCGGGGUGUUCUCUUACGAAAGUCUGGUCCAUGCCAUGGCUGGGGCCGUGGGAAGUGUGACUGCAAUGACUGUGUUCUUUCCUCUGGAUACAGCUAGAUUAAGACUUCAAGUUGAUGAAAAACGCAAGUCUAAAACAACACAUGCUGUCUUGUUGGAGAUAAUAAAAGAAGAAGGACUCUUGGCACCAUACCGAGGAUGGUUCCCUGUCAUAUCCAGCCUUUGUUGUUCCAACUUUGUCUAUUUCUAUACAUUUAACAGCUUAAAAGCUGUUUGGGUCAAAGGGCAUAAUUCAACUACAGGAAAAGACUUGAUUCUUGGUAUGGUUGCAGGUAUAGUGAAUGUGUUGUUGACUACUCCACUCUGGGUAGUGAACACUCGUCUGAAGCUUCAGGGGGCAAAAUUUAGAAAUGAAGACAUUAUACCAACCAAUUACAAAGGCAUUGUGGAUGCCUUUCAUCAGAUAAUAAGAGACGAAGGGAUCCUUGCAUUGUGGAAUGGUACUUUUCCUUCACUGCUGUUAGUGUUCAACCCUGCCAUACAAUUCAUGUUCUAUGAAGGGCUUAAGAGGAAGAUUUUGAAGUCACAACUCCAGCUUUCUUCAUUAGAUGCAUUUGUGAUUGGAGCAGCUGCCAAAGCAAUUGCCACUACACUCACUUACCCUAUGCAGACAGUACAAUCAAUUUUACGGUUUGGGCAUCAUCGGUUGAACCCUGAAAACAAACGACUAGGUAGUCUUAAAAAUGUUCUGUAUCUUCUGCGACAGAGAAUAAAGCGUUUUGGAUUAGUAGGACUCUAUAAAGGGCUUGAAGCAAAGCUGCUACAAACAGUCCUCACUGCUGCACUGAUGUUCCUUGUCUAUGAAAAACUUGCUGCUGCUACUUUCACAGUCAUGGGAUUAAAGCGUUCACUGAAGAAGUGAAGUCUGCACAUUAAAUUGUAAGAAAGAAGAUCACUUCCGUGGAAGCAGAAGGUCCCAACCUGGGGAAUAAUUAGGUGCCAUAGAAGAUUUCAUCUCAAAGACUACAAUAUUUUUUUCACUACAUUCUUUUUCUCAGAAAAUGCUUCUGAAUGUGUCUGAAAGGAAGCUUGAAGUUUAGUUUCCAAGUAUCUGCUUCCAGUCACUGUAAGAUGGUUUGACCAUCUUGGAGAUUUUGAUUUGGGAUGCAUAAUUGCUUAAAUGAAAAUCAUUAAAACCCUUUGGAGUUGGUUUCUCCCCCCCCCCCCAAUAUUGGAAUGAGGUUAUUCCUCAUUGUGUUUAACUUUUCUUUCAUUUUAAAAAUACCAUUCCACUGUUCAUUCUCCAUUUGAUUGUCAGGCUAUGUUUCAGGGGUUGGUACUGUGAAUUCUCCUUGAUGACUGGUCCAUUAAAAGAUUCCAGAGAGAACUAUGUUUUAA